Symbiodinium pilosum is the source of this 1777-nucleotide messenger RNA. Lineage: Eukaryota; Dinophyceae; Suessiales; Symbiodiniaceae. The record is from the annotation of a GenBank genome assembly.
GAUAGCAGUGGUAGCACCUCGAUUCCUGGGCAGCGGCCAGGGCAGCUUCGCCUCUGUCUAUGUUCCGCAGCAGGAAAGUCUCUUUGAAGGUGCAUCGCUGCGGGAAAUCGUGGAAGCAGCCAGGGCCAGCAAGAAGCCAUGCAAGAAGCCUACACGCGUGGUUGUCACCCUGUCGACCUUCGAGGGACGACUUGGGAACCUGAAGAUGGCCCUGGAGUCGCUAGCAACUCAGAGUUGCCAGGCCGAUGCCAUCUACGUCUUUGUCACACAGAAUCCUUUCACCAAAUCUUCGAUCAAAGGCCGCGGGAGCCAAGUAGCUGGUGAUGGAGUAGCAGGUGACUCUACUUUCUGGGAGGAGAUCAAGGGUAUCAGCAACAUCAUCGCCGUGAAGCAAAUAAGUGAUGACUGGGGCCCCGCCACCAAGCUCCUGGCAGCUCUGCAAGUGGAGAAGGACCCCAAGACCUGGCUCAUCACAGUGGACGACGAUACAAAGUACCACAAAGACACGCUUUUGGCCCUUGUUCUCGCUGCAACGUACCUACCUUGGAACGUCUCCCCAGCCUUUUGGUGCGAGGAGGCCUGGGCUGAUGGGUACCGGAGUUUGAAGAAGCGGACCAUGGACCGUGGGGAAGAAGGCACUGUGCACGGCUGGUGUGGAGGCUUCGCUGGUGUUCUUUUCAAGAGGUUCAUGGUUGGAGACCAUGUCUUCAACUUUAGCGAGGCCCCCCUUGGGUGCCGGACUCAUGACGAUGUCUGGUGGGGUGGCCACCUACUUAGUGCAGGGAAUAGGCCUUACUUAAUUGAUCCCGGCUUCUUCUCUGUGGAGUGGACUCCAACAGCUGCUUCGGAGCGCCAAGUCUUGAGCGUCCAUGUUCUAGACGGCAUGGCCAAGAACACAGGCACGGAUCUUCAGAGUGAGUGCGCAUCAUGGUUUGCAGCCCUUCGUGGCUUGCAUCUGGUUGGCACACAGUUUCUCCCGCCUGGCAUCUUCCGACAUCCAGCGGUUGUGGCACAGUCCGGUCAAGACUUAUGGAUUCUCAAAAAUUUCUUUUCACACACAAAGGCGGCGCCGCCUACGGGAACGUUUGUGGAGUUUGGGGCCUUGGACGGCACUUACCACUCGAACACAAACUUCUUCGAAACUACCCUUGGCUGGCAUGGGGCACUUGCAGAGCCAUCUAUUCACUUCCAGAGUGAGCUAGCACAGAACCGACCCAAGAGUUUUGCAUUGCAAGGCGCUGUAUGUGGAAAGUCAGGAUUAAGAAAUUUUGUUGAUGCGCCGUGGCCUGGGCUUUCAGGAUUCGAGGACACCUACGACCCAGCCGUCCUUGAAGACAUGAAGCAGGGACGUAUGUGGUUCAACAUUACAAGUAUCACCCCGCUCAAAUGCCACACUCUUCAGGAACUGCUUGACAUGGCGAAGCUUCAGGAAGUUGAUUACAUGACCGUGGAUACGGAAGGCAGCGAGUUGGAGAUACUCGAAGCAUUUCCCUUUGACAAGUAUCGGGUUGGCUUAAUCCAAGUAGAGUCGCACAUUGAGUCUUGCAUUUUGACAAGGGAUGGAUGGUCACCUGCAGACUCGUGGAAGUUCUGGUGCCGUAAACAGGAAAAAGCACAGAGGCUUAUCCAGCUCAUGACUUCUAAAAGUCGUUAUUCGCUGGCAGAGAAGUAUGUUGUGAGCGUCGAUGGCCGCGGCCGGAACAGCAUGCAUGAUGUCUGGAAUCCAGUGUAUUUCGCAAGGGAGAUGACUAUUGACCUCAUCUUCCGCUUGAGCUAG